Molecule: messenger RNA, 12088 nt
Organism: Pseudo-nitzschia multistriata
Lineage: Eukaryota; Bacillariophyta; Bacillariophyceae; Bacillariales; Bacillariaceae
Source: the annotation of a GenBank genome assembly
CAUCGCGAGUUUCAUGAUACAAUUUUCCUGCGGUACGAGUACUCUAUAAGAUCGUCGUUGCUAUUCGUCAAGUAACACAAGCAACGAAUCAUCCAACCCGAGACAAAACCCUGUCUCUCCCGGCUAAAUCCUCAAUCGAAUCGGUUUCGACACCGCGGGUAAAACAGGGCGAUCACCGAUUGCGAAGCGCCGAAGAAGAAAGUCAGAAGAAAAAGUAUUAGCAUGAGAACGAUGGCAUCGACUGUUUGCAUUCUUUUCGCGGUGGUGUUGCUGUCGCUGUCGCUUACGGCUGUCGACGCUUUUUCCAGCAGCAAUCGGCUCGUACACAACAGUGUAAGGCAGUGCGAUGGCCGUGCGUCGGUUUCGUCCGCCACAGGCACCCGUCGCCAUCGCCUCGGCAUGAUUUCCUUCGGCGGAAGCGGCGACGAAAGCAAGGAGGAACUCCCGCGCGACGUCAAGGAGGCCGUCUCCAAUUGCCGGCAGGCCACACAGACAGCCCUCCAGAAACGAAUUUCGCGGAUGGACAUUGAGUUCCCGGUCGGAACGGAUUUCGGUGUGGAAAAGAAAGCCAAGCCCAAGGGGGGAGGACGCCGGCGGAGGCAGGCGGGCGGGGACACCGAUACCAGCGGAGGCCCCACCCAGUCGAUGCUCGACCGGUCGAACCGAGAGCUUGCACGCCUCUUUGUGGAGAUGUUUCAGCCGGUGGGAGGUGACAACAUUGUGGUCUCGUUUGCCGACAGCGAACUCGCGGAUUUGGCCAAGGCCAACUGGAAGAACGACGCGGGGGCCUCCUGCCGUGUCCUAGCCAUGAACCGCAGCGGGGCCGCGAAAAAGAAGAAAAAGAAAAAGGGGAAGAAAGUAUUGACGAGUGCCCGAGGAUUUGCCGCAAAGAUGGCCGCCGAGGUGGAAGACAACGACGAGGGCACAGGAGGCCAGGGCGGCGGAAGUGGCCCCUUCCAAUUGCCCCCCAACACCGAGGUCGCCCUCUUUGUGGCCCCCGGACCGAAAGAACUGGUAGUCAUCGACAAAAUCUGCGAGACCGUGGGAAUGGGGACCCUCGUGGUCUUGCUCAACGCCCGCCUUGACAAGGUCACUAAUUUCGGGACCGAGGCGGCAGAAAAGCUCUUCACGGAAGACUUCGAAUCCGUUUUUAGCCUGGCCGCGGCUCCUCAGCAGGAAGCUCCCGGUUGUCUUCUUUACAGAGCAUUUCCCGGAGAUUGGGUUUUGGCGCGAAAGCCAAGCGUUGGUCGACCGAAGACCAUUUUGUCUCAACCGGAAAAGCCUACGAACGAAGAAUGCCGGGAGACCUUUGACAACCUAGAGAUUUCCGAUCUUGAAAAGAACGUCGAAGGAUUUGUUGACAACGUUGCGGGGUGGUUCCGUUGAGAAGUAUGCGGCAAGAGCAAAAGCAAUGCCAUAAAGAAGUACGAGUACUCUGACUCCGGUCUCAGUCCAAAUCUUUGUUACUUUUUGGAGUCACGGGAGAAGAAAAUAAUUUCUAUUUUAGUUCCAGCCUUUCUUGUCAGCGAUUGGUUGUUGAAGGGAGCGGGAGCUCAUGUAGUAUUGAAUUUGUGAAUCAGCCAUCGAUAUCUAGUAGAGUGGAACUCAUUUGAACUCCCUUGAAUAGUAAGCCCAAAUACUUCUACUUUUUUUAUGCAAAGUAUUGAGGUACAUUCGCUCCCAAAUUUGUCAUAUCAAAGCUUACUUGUUUUUGGGAUGGCAUUUUGUGUCUCGUCAAUAAUUAAACCACUUGCCAACUUGUGCCCCUUUUAAAAACUCACUUGCCAGCAUCCCACAAUAGUACCUUCUCAUGGGAAAAGAAUAAGAGACUUUGGUAAUUUUGCGCGUGCCAUUUUCAGGUGGCUCCAUCUCAGCAAACAGUCAUUGUCUGACUAUGUUUGACAUGUCUUAUUAUAAGGAUUUGAUACAUAUAUGGGUGGAUAGCGGCUGCACAUGUCCCCAAGGAGUAGAAAAUGCAGCUCCUUCAUCUUGUCCUAUGACGUGGUACCUAACAAGGUUGAAAUCUUUGGUACUUUUAUCCAGUCUUGCAUACCUUUCAGUAAUCAAUACUACGGAUAUCGUAACAAUUGAUCACGCAACUAAUCGUGCGCAUGGGAACAUUAAUUUAACGUUCUGAUUGUUAAGUUAAGAAUGAUGCCAUCUCUAAAUUAAUGAUGCCAUUAUUAGCUGCAUAGGUGUACAUAGGAAAUGUACUAGCCCCGGUAUUGGCACGCUGGCAGGCCCAGCAGAUGCUGAUCCAGCUGCUCAGCGAGGACCAGGAUCAGUCAAUUUGGAUGGAUCCUAGUACACAGCUGUACACAAAUUGCUGUAGAAAAUCUUGGAUCAAGGGGGAACCCUGUCCAUGUUGCUCAAAAAUGAAAGGUUUUGAUUCUGUGUUCAAAAUUGUACUGUGUCCUACUGUCGUGGACCUAAAAAUACCUCCAACAUGCUAGAAAUUCACGCUUUUUAUGUUCUUUUCUUUUGUUCUUUCAUUCAAAAUACUUGGUUCAAGCAACCAACCAUGGGAAUCAGCUCUAUUUGACACACUUGAACUCAACCUUUUCUAAUGUAAUUGGUACCAAUCGAUAGCUCUCUUCAAUUGUCAAUUUAAGAAGCCUUGAACUGUAGAAAAGGACCCAAUAGAAUUAUUGUUUCAGUGUGUUAUUGUAGCUUCUUUUUUUACAGCAACAGCUUCCAACGUUGGCAACAAACAGCAACAUGAGCAGGGAGGAUCCAGCUGAUGAGGUUGCAAAGAUUCGAGCAGACCAUGACUUAACUAGACUAACACAACAAGAAAGAGCUGAGAGGCCUCAUCCUAACAAUGGGGGAUCUGAAGGAUAUGGUGGGCAUGUUAGACUACCAGAAUUGGUAAGGAAGGAGGCUGGUCUUCCUCCUGCUUUUGGGACAUUGAGGCCCAUCCAGUUGCUGGUGUAGACACUGGUGCAGAGCAAUACUUCCUCCAGGGCAAUCUUGGCUCUCAUCUAACCACUACAGUUGAUCUGGUGGUUAGAUACAGACCAGCGCCAAGGCCAACCCUCUUUCAUGCUAUACCCAGGCCUCCAUACCAACCCAAGUGGGGAUCCAUUGAGUACAAGAUCCUUGAUGUGAUCAGUGCUGUGUCUAAGAGCCCAUUGAGCAAAUGGAACUUAAAUGAUCUUGAGCAAGCUAUCUAUAGGGAAACUGGAAGAUACAUUACCUUUGCUCAUUGUGGAUAUACUGUGGAUGGUGUCUAUCAGCCUGGAGAUGGUGAUUAAGCAGCAGCUGCUGCAACAACAGUACCUCGUUGGUCUUCAGCAAGCAAGCUGGAUUUAGGGAUUAGCUGUAAUAGACUGGAGGAAUUUCCUGGGGACUGACGUGCUGGCGUGGCGACUCAUUCUGGGCCUAUGGAAACUGAAUCAUGCUGGGCAAGCCUGGAUUCCAGUCCCCUACUGGAACAGCUUGCCUUGCAGCUUCUUCCACGACACUCAAUUGAUUGCAAAUUGACUAGAUGGAGUGAAUACAGUUACAGUUGGUUGAAUCAAUUGACCAGCAUACUUAAGCUUAAGAGGGAUGGAUCCAACGCAAGAUCCGUUCUUGUCUAUCUAUAGCAGUACUAGUAUUUGUAAACACUUUAUCUUUAGUAGGAAUGAUAUCCACCAAAAGUAGAUGCAAUAGGCUUAGGCAAUACCCCAAGGACCAGCUUGCUGACCACACAACUUGUCCUGGGCCUACAGUUUAGCUAGUCUGGAAUCUAAUCACUACUGGAAUUGUGACUCAAGAUCAGCAACUCAUCCACAGAAAGCUUCCUGGAUCUCUUCUUUGGUCUAGCUACUGGAAGCUUUACUACCCAUCUUGCUACGUGUGUUGGUGGGGGGGGCUUCCGCUGCUGCUGCUGCUGCUGCUGCUGCUGCUGCUGCUGCUGCUGCUGCUGCUACUGAUGCUACUGAUGCUACUGAUGCUACUGAUGCUACUGCUGCUACUGCUGCUACUGCUGCUACUGCUGCUACUGCUGCUACUGCUGCUACUGCUGCUACUGCUUCUACUGCUUCUACUGCUACUGCUUCUACUGCUACUGCUACUGCUACUGCUACUGCUACUGCUNCUGCUGCUACUGCUGCUACUGCUGCUACUGCUUCUACUGCUUCUACUGCUACUGCUUCUACUGCUACUGCUACUGCUACUGCUACUGCUACUGCUACUGCUACUGCUACUGCUACUGCUACUGCUACUGCUACUGCUACUGCUACUAUUGCUACAGGGGGAGGCUUUUUAGCUGGCUUCAAUCCAAGCUCUUUCUUUUUGAUCCACACCAUGUUAUCCACAACCACUUCAGCAUCUCCAUGAUAGAUUUCCCUCAAAUCUUCAACAGUAUUCCUUGUCCCACAAGCUGGUGGUGUACCAGUGGAAGCUGGAUUCAACUGUUUCACAAUCAUAUCAAGGGCAUCUUCAGUAUCAGGACUGCUUUCAUUAGAAUAGUAUAAACUGGUAGAUACUUGCUGGACCUUGGUAACAAAGGAAGACAAGGAACCAGCAGCUGAGGCAGCAGGUUGAGCAGGGAGCUUGAGAUCACUGAAAGGCUUGCAGUAAGGGACAUUAGUAGCGCUUACAGCAGCAUCAGGUGCCAUUUUUUCUUCUUCCUCUUCAUCGGCGCUACUCAAAUCACCAAGGUCAAUAGGACAAGCGCUUGAGCCCUCUUCAGCUGGUUUAUAAGUAGCAAGCCUCUGAGCAAGACUAGAUCCAUGCUUCCCCAGCAAUCUAGAAGAAGACUUGGCUCCAUGGAGGUUAUUCCUAUACUGGCAAUGGCUCCUAUCAGCAGCACUGCUUGUAUGAGGCUCAUACUGCUGGCGCAGCAAAGACUGUUGCAUUAGCUGCUGAGACAAAGGCCUACUAUGCGGCUGGCAAGGCAAAGGCUUCCUCUGCUGGGCCUUUAAGUGAGCUGCAAGUCUAGGAGGACAGAUACUGUUCCUAACCUGAUCAAUACUCAGCCCAUGCUUUGUCCUAUCAGUCUUGUUCCUGAAAGCUUUCUGAAUGGCAUUCCUAAAGGCAACAUUAGACUGAAGAUGAAUAUCAUGGGCAAAGCUGUUUGCUGCAUGAGCCCCAGCGUUUUGCCUGGCCUCAGCAAAGGACUGACACCCCUCCAUUGCUUCUUAAAAGGUGCCCUCCAACACGUGAUGAGUACCAAUAUCAUUGAUAGCCCCUAUUGGAUCCUUCUCCCAGCUCUUUUCUUUGUAAGGAUCAAGAAUAAUCCCCCUCAAGAUAUCAGUCGUAAUCUUGUACCUCUUUGAAGAUGCAAACCUCACCUUACAACCACUGCAGGCAGUCUAUUGUAAUUCCCCUUUCAUCAUACUCUAGAUGAUCAGUACUGGGCUUCCUACACUCAGGACAGUUCCCUCCAUUUGGAUCCAAGUUACAAGUGAUCUUGCAGCAGUAGCAUGCACACCAUACAUCAUCAUCAUGGGCAUGCCUGGGGUUUACUAUGUGAGUCUUCCCCCUUUCAUAGUCCUUCUUUGCUGCCAGAUACUCCUUGUGCCUUGCCUUGUUCACUGCCUUGACAUCUUUCAGCUUGUCAGUAUCCAUGCGUCACUGUACUAGAUAUGUUGUUGCAUACAGGACAAGGCAAAGGAUAAGCUUCUUGAUAUCAAACUUGAUCCUGUCCUGGAUCUUCUAGCCAUUUGUCUGCCAAUCAAUGUACCCCUUCCUGUUCCCCUUGCUGACAGCUGCCUCAUCAUCCAUAUCCUUCUUCUUCAUAUGGUGGAGGACCAGCAGCUUGAAUUGGAAACUUGACCUAUUUAUUGUUCCCCUCUGAAUCAAAGAGGAAUCCAACAGCUCAUCCUUGCUUGAAGGGUCUUUUGCCAGUUCAUGAAGCUUCAUGAGACCAUCUCAGGCUUCUCUCUCCUGUGUAUUGUAGCCAACGACAAUUAAAAAAAGAAGCAGUUGUCAUAAAAAAAGAAGCUACACUGUAACACACUAAAACAAUACUUCUACUGGGUCCUUUGCUACAGUUCAAGGCGUUUUAAGUCGACAAUUGAAGAGAGCUAUCAAUUGAUACCACUUACAUUAGAAAAGCUUGAGUGGAAGUGCUUCAAAUAGCUAUUCCCUUGGUCAGUUGCUUCCAACCGUGUUUUUAAUAGAAUGAAAAGAACAGUUUAGCAGUAAAUCAGCAUGCUUAAUCAGCACACUGGAGGUAGGUAAAGGUAAGGAAACUAUGACACAGUACUAGGAUUUUGAACACGGAAUCAAAACCCUUCUAUUUUGAGCAAAACUACCUUGAUCCACGAUGUUCUGCAGCAGUUUGUGUACAGCUUUGUACCAGGAUCUAUCCAAAAGACCAAUCUCAAGCAAGAUGCUGAACAGCUGCUGGGCCUGCUGGUAGGCGUGCAACUAGUGGGGCUAGUACAAAACCUACUUAGGACUAUGUAGCUAAUGAUGGCAUCAUUAAUUUAGAGAUAGCAUCAUUCUUAACUUAACAAUUAGAACGUUAAAUUAACAUUCCCAUGUGCAUGAUUAGUUGCGCAAUCAAUUGUUGUGAUAUCUGUAGUAAUGUAUUUCAAAGAACAUGCCCCUUUAUGACUAAAAUUCUUGUUUUUGGAAGCAAAUGGUGGGGAUUUGCCAAGAUGUUACCUUCAAUUCUGGUCUCUCUUUUUACCCUGUAUGACUGCUUUGACUCAAAAAUUCCAGUCCGACAAAACUAUCUGCUCACCAAAUUAGGUGACUCUUCUUCCUUCAACUGAAACUUUGGCAAGACUUCCCCUGAUAUUUUUGUUUCCAUCUCCAGUUGAUCAGAAGGAAGAGUGAUGGAUUCAUUGACAUGUUCUUUUAACAUGAGUUAUCACAGUGUGUUGAUCACCUUUCCUUCUUGUCAAAUUGACAUAAUUCCUCCUGUGAGGCAAACUACCCCAACUACUAAACAUGGAGGAUACUACAAAGAAAGAAGUAGCAAAAGCAGUAAGAGACCACUGAAAAAGAGAAGCACCAUUAGCAGCAAAAUAUAACCGACACACAAGAGUUUUGAAGAACUCUACAAUGGAGUACGUACAAUAUGAUAGGAAGUUGCAGAAGUAUAUGUAUGUACUGUAUUGGAAGCAUAAGUACGAUACAGGAUUAAGGAUACGUAUGAUACGAGAUUAAGGAUAUGCAAUCUGUAUAGUUGAACAUACCAUUCCUACCUACGUAUGGUAACGUACUGUUUAAUAUAUAUACAUCAUACGUCAUCAUAAGAAUACAGUGACGAUUGCAAGGAUGCAAACUCCAAAAUGAUAUGUAGUAGGAAUAUGCCAAUAGCCCCCCCCCCCCCCAAGUCAGUAAAUCACAGCCCCAGGGGGCUGUUUGUUUAUCACUAGCAGUAGAGAAGGCAAUGCAUAAGUAUCAACAGGAAGAAUGCAAAGAUGAAGAAGGAAACAAGUCAUCAGGCAAGAAGGGUCCUUGUUCAGAGAGGACUCAAGAACUCUGCUCACAAGCACUGGCUCCCAAAGUGCAAGCUUGCAACAAUGAAGGACAACCUCAAAAUGAAGUGGCACUCCACUGUACAGGCCUGGAAAGUUCUGGGGUUCAAGAAGGAAAAUACUUGAGUUGGAUGGCAAAUACUAGUAAUGGAUACAGUAACUCCCCCUCCAGAAGCACCAGUUCUCCCUCCUCCAAAGAUACUCAACAAUCCUUUGCCUCAGUUAGUACAGUUUGUACUCUCUCAAGAUUGGAAAUGGAUCAAAGACUCAUACCACAAAAAAAACUAAAUGAGACAUCAUCCUUUGUCGGGUGUGAAAGGAACACCUACUUGAAGAAGAAGGAUCUUACAAAAGCAAUUGAGCUCAAAAGGUUUGCAAAGCCUCUGUUGCCUCUAAGGAUGAAAGUUGUCAACAAAAACACCAAGUUGUUCCUUGAGAUCCAAAUGGCUGGUGUGAUGAUGAGGGAAAACAAGAACUAGUCCCUUGUUCUCAGUGUGCAAAAGAAUUUUGUACAAUGAGUGAGGGAACCCCCUUGCUGCUACUAUGAAUCACAGCCUCUUGUGGGAUUCCAAUAAUUACAGUGGAGAUAAAAAGGAGGAGGGGUUCUGUAGAUGUACUAGUAAAUCUGAUGAUAAGUUACCACAGACUGUACUAAUUGCUGAGCAUGUCCCUUUCUUUUUACAAGAAGAGGUAUUUGAUUGAGAAACCACAUCCAAAUGUUGUAGCAAAGGAGAACAUGCUGUAACUAAAUCCUUGAUAGCAACCAAAAAUAAAUUGGCAACCAACUAAGGAGCUCUACAAGUCAAAAGCUAUGACAUCCCUUCAUCUUCCAAUACAUCAUUAUAUGGCUGCAAUAAAUGCAUUAAUUUGUGCUUGAGUUAGCUGCCGUACUAACAAGUGUUAAAUCAGUAGUAGUAAGAAGUCCACUGCAACAAUAGAUUGCUGUUGUUGCUACUAGCACUUGGGGAUUCAAAAGUCUCUCCUCCCUGCUACUGAUUAUCAUCCUCCCCUUUGUUGUCUCCACCAUCCUCUAGUAUGUCAAGCAAACUCCAAAUUGUCACAUAACUGGUGUUCUUUUUUGGGAUUCUUCCAGUACUUCUUACUCUGUUCUUGCCCUCUCUUAUCAUGCCUAAUUCUUGAGCAGAAGUCAUCUCUGCCAAGACCAAACCAUUCAAAGCCAUGGUAGUUACUGUGAUGUUCCUCUAAUUCUAUCAAUAUCAGACAUCACACCAUUAGGCACACCCUCCACUUGUAUUCAGGCACACCCUCCACUUGUAUUCAUCAUAUUCCAUUGAAGAUAUACAACUAAGGGCCCCAUUACUACUAUGCUUGAUAAGGCUGGCUUGAUCCAUCCAUGUACAGAUCCAAUCUACCACCACCAACUUUCAAUAAGAAAGAAUUAGUGUUGUGAACAAUGUCCUUGUGAGUACUUAGUAUGUAAUCAAAUUUUUAUCAUGCAUCAUUAGUACUAGUACCUUUAUUGGAUUUUCCAGGAAUGGGGAGUUUUUCCAAAUCAUUCUUACAGGAAUUUUGUUUCCAACAUUCUCAUUGAAUGAAAAGCCCUGAAGAUCCCAUUUAUACUUGCUAGCAUUCUCCUGAGCUCCUUCACAGGCACCAUGCAUAAGCAAAAUGCCAUCAAAGAAGUGAACAUCCUCAGACAGUGUCAUGGGGAAAGCUGGUGUGGUCCCUCCUCUCUCUCAUUGGCAUUAAAUACAUGGACUUUUGCACCUUUUAUCAUUGUGUUGUACAAAAAUGUACACAAUUGAGAUGGGUUGAGAAACCGUUAAUGGUGCUUCUUCCCUGGUGGUUCAAUCUGAUACUGCUGGGCCUCUGUCAAAGCAGGAACAAGGGGAAGAAUCAACUGAUAGAAGAAGAAUGUAUCUCCUCCAUUUUCAAUCCUCUCUUUUGUGAGUCCAUGUUGCUGAAACUUGAAGAUAUUUGACAUCCCCCUUGUUGUCUGGAUCAUAAACUCAACUAUCCCAACCUCAAGUACUAUUAGUGAAAGUGAUGUUUAUUACAUUUUCUAACACCUUCACUCCUCUCACCCUUGUUGUCCACAUCAUCAAUGUUGUUUUUUCUUCCUUCUCCACACCAGAAUUGUUGACAUACUGUUAUUCAGAUUGAAGAUAAUGUCCUUUGAAACUAGUAGUAUCUGCCAGUUCCUCUCUCAAACUUUUGACUGUAGUACUAAUCAGGAUGUAAUCCAUCAGAAUUGUCCACAUCUCUCCACUUUUCUUGUGCCUCCCCUUUGCUAACCUUUCAUUUCUUCCUCUUGCAUCCAAGUGGGGGCUUUGGAUAAUCAAUACAGGAAUCAAUGAUGGUUCCAUCCUUGUAGUAAUAGAAGAACUAUUAUGUAUCAUGAGGUGCUACAGUAUCCUCCAAGUCAAAAGCCUAUUUCCUUUCCUCCAUAAUCACAUCAAACAUAUCAGCUUGUGUCUUCUCCUCAUUACUCAUCCGUGAGCAGUCUGAUUCAUAGCUUAGUACUACUAGUCCGUAAGUAUCUUCCACCAAUGCCUCCUCAUCACUUGAACUAGUACUAUCAUCCACAAACAUAGUUUCCAAGUCUGAUUCUAAUUCAAAUGCUGCUUAUUUGAUAUUCCACAAUGUUGGCGCAGUUAGUAUUUUGGCCACUUCAAUGUAAAGAAGGGACCAAAACACAAUGUACGACUGGUUUGUACAUUGGUCUGCCAACUCUAUACAAUAGCACUCCAUUUUAUCCUUUGUGUUGUUUUCAUUCAUUUCUUAGUGUACUAGUGGUGUGGUAUUUGAAAAAUGUCACUAUGGUCUGUUCUUGUUUUUGGUACUACUACUACAGCUACUGUUUACUAUCAUUGUUCACCAACAAAUUUUAAUUACUAGUAUGCAGUACUCCUAUGUGAUGUAGUAGGGAAUGCCAGCAAGUAAGUGAACAAAACUGUCACAAGCAAAUUGAUUAGCUAAUGCUUUAAGAACAAAUAAGCAAUAAAUUAUUGGUAAUCAUGUCAUACAAUUGUAUUGACUUCUUGUGUUACAAUACUAGUGUGUUAAAAGAUCUCAACAAGGCUCAAUACAGAUGAGUAAAAAUAUUUGAAUAAUCUUGUUAUUUGCUUUUAAAAAUGAUAUAUUUCUCUUUGAACUAUUUUUUGUACUGGAACAAACAUUUUUCUGGACUAAAUCUUUUCUUCUAUCAAGUGGUUGUUUCUUGUUCUGAGAUAUUUCUCCAUCAAACUUUGUUUCCUUUUGUCUUGAUUCAUCCAUUAUCUCGUAGUUGUGGUAUUCAAACACACUCCAAUGUAGUGCAUGUAAAUGGUUUGCGACGCUCCGACUUUCUUGCCUUUCAACAAUGAUUUCAAUUUAGUUGCAAUAGAACAACCAAGAACAAGAUCCACUGAUACAGUCACUAUUCUCAUUACAAAUCUAUUUCGAAAGAGUGGCAGUGCAACAGGAAUAAGUCAGACGUUUCGAUUUUUCAGAGAGAAAUACAUAUCAGUCAAACUUACACUUCCAUCGGGGAGCUUAUCGUAGCACCUGGUUGAUAAUGGUGACAAACUGAAUUCUACAUGAACUUCACAUCUCCCAGAUUGGCAAUCCCUUCCGGAUUCGCACAUUCCGCGUUCUCCACUCUGGCUACUCUCAUCGGGGCACAAAGUGGGCAUUUUUCCAUCGGCGGCAUUACAUUGGCCACCGGUAGAAAGAAGUCCUGGUACCUCGAAACAAGAAUCGCUUUCACAAUACUCAUCACGGUUGCAAAAGUCGCAUGCAAUAUUCUUCUGAACAUUAGGGAGGAAGAUUUUGUUGUAAUCGAUUCGGGCGUUUAAAAUCCAAUUCUCCCAACCGAUGGUAUAGUAAGAAUUCACAUUGUAUGUAUAAUGUGCACUUGAAUGACCGAACGUGUACUGGACACCAAAAUACGUCCAGCGCACAUCACAGCUUUUUGCAAUGUGAGAACAAGCCGAUCCAUCAAUACUACCGAUCGGUCGAGCAGCCAAAUCAUAAGUAUUUAUCACGACAUCAAACUUGAUACCAUUAUGUAAAGUGUUCUCAAUCAGUCCAUUAUAUUCAGUUCGGAUAAGCAGUUGCCUUAUAUCUUCUUCGUCCCAGUUUGCGAUCAUCUCCUCGAUCUCAGUAUUGUCGAAUCCAAAGGAUUCCAAAGUAGUACUGUACUGUGACAAAGCUGUAUCUACUACAUUCGAUGCGACAUUAAUACCGAGUGCGUCCAAUCUGGUAAAGGGAUCGUAUGCACCGAGAGCAGCGAAUGAUGCACCUUCAAUGCCAGUUUCAGAGCAAACCAUUUCCGUUAGGAUCCCUCCUAAACUAUGUCCGGUGAUAAAGUCUGCCUCCUGUUCAAGUGCCACUUGUACAGCUUCUUCUGCCAUAUUUCUUAUAAGAUAAUUGGCCGUUGGCGUCGACCAAAUAUCGGCAAGGAGCUGCUCGGCGUUGGAGAAAUCUGUGCCCAUGAAUGCGAGAAUUUUUUUUCCCUCAUGUGGACCCUGUUGGAUUAUGUAAGUCGCCCACUGUAGAGCAUCUCUUCCAUCUGAUGCUUCCGCCAGAACAUCCUCGCAGGAUUGAACAACAUCCAAAGGAUUGAAACUACCAAGAAUGUUCUCAAGCACACCUCCUACCAUGGUAACUACUGCAGACGUAAGUGAAUUUGAAGCAAUCGCUGCACAUAAAACAACUAGAAAUGC